This is a messenger RNA of Oppia nitens, 1319 nucleotides long. Its product is annotated as RNA exonuclease 4-like. Lineage: Eukaryota; Metazoa; Arthropoda; Arachnida; Sarcoptiformes; Oppiidae. The transcript has a single exon. Gene Ontology annotation, biological process: rRNA processing. Gene Ontology annotation, cellular component: nucleus. The record is from RefSeq and is a predicted model, not a curated record. Gene Ontology annotation, molecular function: nucleic acid binding; 3'-5' exonuclease activity. Bases 349 to 1281 code for a protein of 310 amino acids.
UAAUAUGUGAACACAAUAUUAGAGUAAUGUUUGUUUGAUUGCAUAUUGUUUUGCUUUUUUGUUGCACGUGUUUGUAAUUUAACAACACGUGUUACGUUACAAUCCAUGAUUUGAUUCAAUUGUAUAAUAUAGUGAUAGGAAGUCACGAUUUGUGUACCGAUUUGAUGCUAAAACAGUGAUUGUUAUUAAUAUAACAUAUAAUUUGUGACAUAAUUUUAGGCCUUAAAUGACUUCAUAAUUGUUAUGAAAAUAACUGACAAUUACUUGAAAACAACAAUUGUUUUGGUUUUUAAUUGACAAUAAAAUAACUGUUAUUUUCAGACACUCUUUGGUGUUGUGUUUCUAAAUAUGGAUCAAAAUAGUAGUAAAAAGCGUAAUAAACAAACAAAUAACAAAAAAGUUGUUAACAAGAAAAAGAAAAAUAAUUAUAAAAGAAAUAAUUUGAAGACUAGUUGUAAAUAUCCUCAAGACGUCAAAGAUAUGUCCAUUAAUUGGAAGCGUUUGGAGAAUACAUUGAACCAAAACAAGAGUCAUAAGAGUAAUGACAAUAAAAUGAACAAAAAGAAGAAAUAUUUGAAUAAAAAUAAUAGCAAUGAAAGCGAUAAAAGUGAUAAUAAAAGGACUAAUAAUAAGAAUAUAUGGUUUGAUGGCGUAGACAAAUGUCUUAUUAAGUCAUCGAUGUCUGAAACUAAUCCAUCAAACAGUGACUCAAAUGCUAGACUUGUCAAAGAGAAAAGCUUUAACGGUUUGACAAAAAUAGUGGCCAUCGAUUGUGAAAUGGUUGGCACUGGAACUGAUGGAACUUAUUCAAUGUUGGCCAGAGUAUCAAUUGUUAAUUUGUUUGGUCACUGUAUUUAUGAUAAAUAUGUGAAACCAGUUGAAGAAAUAACAGAUUACAGAACAGCUUUCAGUGGUAUCAGACCUUCAGAUUUAGUUAAUGCAGAGGACUUUAAAACAGUUCAGAAACAAGUGUUUGAUAUAUUAAACAAUAGGAUAGUUGUCGGACACGCCAUUCAUAAUGACUUUAAAGCACUUCUAUUAAGUCAUCCAAAAAGUAAAAUUCGAGACACGAGUCGAUACUUUAAGAAGUUGUUAGGCGGAAGAAAUCCGGCCCUCAAGAGGCUAUCGGACUCAGUCUUAGGCGUUAAGGUUCAGACAGGAGAACAUAAUUCAAUUGAAGACGCGAGGGUUGCCAUGAGAUUGUAUACUAUGUUUAGAAACAAAUGGGAAUCAGAUAUCAAGAAAAAGGAUAUAAAACGGUCGAAAACAUCCAAAAAAUAAUUGAUAUAUUAAUUAAAAUGAUUUCUUAUUUAAUCAUA